UGCAAUUUUUAAACUAGUGUCCCCCCCUCCCUCGUCAGUGAUGGCGGCUUCGCUUCGUUGUGUCUCCGCUAGCUGUAAUAACAAAUGGUACUACAGCCGGCAAGAGAUCGACAACAACCCAUCUCGGCGAGCCGGGCUCGACCCGGACAAGGAGCUGUCGUACAGGCAACAGGCGGCCAACCUGCUGCAGGACAUGGGGCAGCGGCUCAAUGUGUCCCAGCUUACCAUUAAUACAGCCAUCGUGUACAUGCAUCGCUUCUACAUGGUCCAGUCAUUCACCAGAUUUCACCGAAACGUCAUUUCUCCAGCGGCUCUUUUCCUGGCCGCCAAGGUGGAGGAGCAGCCCCGAAAGCUGGAACACGUGAUCAAGGUGGCCCACGCCUGCCUCAAUCCGCAGGAGCCCUCGCCGGACGUACGCAGCGAUGCCUACCUGCAACAAGCCCAAGACCUGGUCAUUCUUGAGAGCAUAAUACUCCAGACCUUGGCGUUUGAAAUCACCAUCGACCAUCCACACACGCAUGUUGUCAAGUGCACCCAGCUGGUCCGAGUCGUUUCAGCAAGUAAGGAUCUGGCGCAAACGUCUUACUUCAUGGCAACCAACAGCCUCCACUUGACCACCUUCUGCCUGCAAUACAGUCCGCCCGUCGUGGCUUGCGUGUGCAUCCAUCUGGCCUGCAAGUGGUCCAACUGGGAGAUUCCCGUGUCGACGGAUGGCAAACACUGGUGGGAAUAUGUUGACCCCACCGUCACCCUCAAGCUACUGGAUGAGCUCACACACGAGUUCCUGCAGAUUCUGGAGAAAACGCCCAGCCGAUUGAAACGGAUUCGCAACUGGAAGGCAGGAGGUCAGACGCCAAAGGCCAAGCCCAAGGUCCAGGAGGAGGGAGACCAGAGGGACGCCAUGUUGAGCAUGAUCUCCAUGGCCUCGUCCGAGAGCACCGUGGCGGGCCUGAUGAGCCUCUCGGCGCCGCCCUCCGCCUCGGCGGCAGACAAGGAGAGGGGGACGCCGGGCAGCGCGCCCACCUGGAGCGGAAAAGGCCAGGGGGGCCCCGAGCAGCCAUCGGGCCACGAGGUCCACGCCCCCGCCAAGGUGUCGUUAAGCGAGUACCGCGCCAAGAACGCCGACGUGCUGGCCGCGCAGAAGAGGAAGUUGGAGAACAUGGAGGCCAGCGUGAAGCGGGACUACGCCAACGCCGCCCAGGUUCUCAUCGGUCAGCAGCAAAGGAAGGAGAAGCAACAGCAGCAGCAGCAGCAGCACUCGGGCUCGUCUUCCUCUGACCCGUCCAACCCGUCGCCCAUUAUUCUGAAAAUCCCCCUGGAGAAGGAGAGACACGAUCGCAGCUCUUUGAAGAUGAGGUUCCCCCUUAGCGGGGGAGGCGGCGCCCGGGGGCCGGAGCAGGACAUCAAGGUGCGCAUUCGCGUGCCCGACAAGCAAAGGGGGAGCUCGGCCGAGGAGGGCAAGAGCAGGGACAAGCACAGGGGCGAGCGCUCCAACCACCACCACCACUACAACCACCACCACCACCAUCACCACCACCACCACCCUUCCUCCAGCAGCGCCUCCCUCUCCUCUUCGCACAAGCACUCGUCCGCUUCCGGCGGCGCGGUAGGAAGUGGCAAAAAAGUCCCCAGCGACUCAUCCCGAACGAGCUCGUCCUCGUCCUCGCGCAAGAGGACGCAUCCCCAGGACCCGCCGGCGGGAUCCCAUCCCGCCGCUAAAGUCAGCAAGACUUCUCGCAAUCCCUACCACCUGCCACCCCUCUCGUCCUCCUGCGACAUCUUGCCGGCGUUGGGCCUCCCCGCCCACCCCCCGGGGACCUACUCGCACCCCAAAGGCGACAGGACGGACACCAACGGGCACGGCGCGGCGGGCGCCGCCCAGUCUGACGAGUACCAGGACACUUUUGAAAUGUUGAACUCGCUCCUGAGCGCCCAAGGGGUGCAGCCCUCGCAGCCGUCCGUCUUUGACUACAGGUCCCAAUACGGGGACUACAAGUACUCGGGCGGGACCCGCGGGGGCAACGCUAGACCCCCGCCCCUGCCUUCAGACCCCCCGCCCCCGCUUCCGCCCUUGCCUAAAUGACUUGCUGUCUGCUUCGCUUGGUUUGAAGGUCUUCACAAUGAUCAUUCAUGUGUGGCAGAUGACUUUGAUCCCGUUUUAUUUUUACUGCCAUUUUGCUGAAAAGGCUUGAAAAGCUUUCUCGUGUCCCCAGGAGGGUGUGCUUUGGCUGCGAUUGUCUCUCCCCCCACAUCCGGAGGUUGAGAGGAGAUUAAGGACGUUCGAUUUGAUCACCACGAACAGGUUGUUGUUUGAUCCUGUUUAUUCCCGCCCCUUUCAAAGAAUACAUUUAUAGACACUUUUUUGAAACCCCCCCAUAAUAAUCAAUACAUACUGUGUAGACGUGACUGAGUCAGUCUCCAAAGCAGCCGUGAGCCAAAAAGAUGGCCGUGUUGUUUAUUUGCCAAAUUUGGUAAAUGUGUGCAAAGAUUGUAAAAUGUAUAAAACAUGACAUAUUUUUACACUUUGUUUAAAAAAAAAAAAAAAUCAAGAUGUAAAUUAUCAGCUUUUUUUUAUUGUUUCGAGUAUUGCAGUCAUUGUUUUAAAUGGUUGUGAAAUGAUGUUCAGCAUACUUCUGGACAGACACGGAGAGCAGAUAUGUUUUGUGGGUCAAAAAUUCUCCCAGUUGUCGAACACAUUAUGCCGAUUUUGGCGCAGGGUUGGAAAAGAUUUUGAAUGGUUUAACCUUGGAAUUUCUCUCGUCAGGUUUCGAUUUAGGAUGAGGGUGACCAUAACAAGUUAUUGAUUAACCAACUCUUGGCUGUCUUUGGUGUAGGCCUUCCUCUUGGAGGAUGUUUUUUUUUUUUUUGGUCCUCUCUUCCCCUCGGUGGAAAUCCAGUUUUUGCCUGGGAGCUGAUGCUGGUCUGAUGUAAUCAUAUUCAAGUUGAUGUCUUGCUCCUUUUGCGUUGUACGCUGAACUAACCUGUUCAGCCCCAAGGACUGUUUCUGUCAAGAACGAUCCUGUUUGCCUGUGAGGACGAAGAGGAGGAUGGUUCAUCAUCUGUUGGUCUGCUCCAUACCAGGAUGGAGCGAGUCAAUCUUGUUGUGUUUCAACACCGGCUGUGGUUUUCAGCUGGGCAACAAAUGACCUCUUUUAUAUAUUUUAGAUUGUACAUCAGCUUCAUGGUUUUGACCGCAAAACAAACAACGAUGUUUUAAUCAUGUUUAUAUCUGUAGAGAGUAAAUGCACUGAAAAGUUGCACUGCGGUUUUUCUGCAAUGCAAGUGCGAAUCUAACUUUGUUUUGGUUGUGUUAAAAAAACAAAAAAAAACAUUUAACCUUACAACUGCCAUGCAACACAGCAAUGCAAAUCACUUUAUUUACCAGAGCUUUUCCCCGCAUUUUAGAGUUUUGUAAUGUACCCAGGACUGGUCGUCAAUGACGUGUUAGCGGAAGUUCUUCCAGGUAACCUGUUGUAUGUGAACACUUGCGUUUACAUCUCUCUCUCUCUCUCUCUCUCUCUCUCUCUCUCUCCCUCUCUCUAUAUCUAUAUUUUUUUUCCCAUAUUAAAGUCAAUACAUACUUUAA
Hippocampus comes (tiger tail seahorse) is the source of this 3586-nucleotide messenger RNA. It is a transcript of the gene ccnt1, whose product is annotated as cyclin T1. Lineage: Eukaryota; Metazoa; Chordata; Actinopteri; Syngnathiformes; Syngnathidae. The coding region runs from base 41 to 2083 and encodes 680 amino acids. The transcript has 10 exons. Gene Ontology annotation, molecular function: cyclin-dependent protein serine/threonine kinase regulator activity. Gene Ontology annotation, biological process: regulation of transcription by RNA polymerase II. The record is from RefSeq and is a predicted model, not a curated record.